Molecule: messenger RNA, 1988 nt
Organism: Rana temporaria (common frog)
Lineage: Eukaryota; Metazoa; Chordata; Amphibia; Anura; Ranidae
Product: gastrula zinc finger protein XlCGF17.1-like
Exons: 1
Coding region: 220-1296 (358 amino acids)
Cellular component (GO): nucleus
Source: RefSeq, a predicted model, not a curated record
GUUAUGAAAAAAACAUACACCUCCCAGCUCUUUUGACAAGGUUGUGUAAAUGUAGAACUGAUCUGGGUGGAGGAACAAAGGACUAAAGAUGGGAAGUUGCAGCUAGUUGGUUAAGUGAACAAGUCUUCUUGUAUCUAUUGAUUAUGUUUUUAUACUUGUCCAGGACAUGCUAUCGGGGAACCCUCAAGGGAUCGUUUUACUUUAUCUCCAGGUUGUAAAAUGGAAGAUGGGGACAUCACAGGAGAUGCAGAAGAAAAGACAAUGGGCUCAUCUGAUGAUAGAGUAGUUCACAGUGUGGAUAGACCAUCAAAUCCUUCUGACUCUGAGCAACCUCAUGCUGUGAGGGAUGGUUCCGGAAUUCAAGGGGAGGAACAAUUUUCCUGUCCUGGAUGCGGGGAAAGUUUUGCCUCUGAAUCAAGUCUUACUGUACAUCAGAGGUCUCACACUGGCGAGAAGCUUUAUUCCUGUUCUGAGUGCGGGAAAUGUUUCCUUCAUAAAUCAGAACUUGUCAUACAUUGCAGAUCUCACAUGGGCAAGAAGCAAAACUCCUGCUCUGAAUGUGGAAAAUGUUUUACACGGAAAUCACAUCUUGUUAGACAUCAAAGGUCUCACACAGGGGAGAGGCCCUAUCUCUGCCCUGAAUGCGGGAAAUGUUUUUUACAUAAAUCAAUCCUUGUUGUACAUCAGAGGAUUCACACAGGGGAAAAGCCGUAUUCCUGUCUCGAGUGUGGGAAAUGUUUUGCACAUAAGUCAGGCCUUUUUACUCAUCAGAGAUCUCACACAGGGGAGAAGCCGUAUUCCUGCACCGAAUGUGGGAAAUGUUUUACAUGGAAAAGACUUCUUGAUAGACAUCAGGUAUCUCACACAGGGGAGAAGCUGUAUUCCUGCACCGAGUGCGGGAAAUGUUUUUCACUGAAAUCAACUCUUGUUAGACAUGAGAGAUCACACACAGGUGAGAAGCCAUAUUCCUGCACCGAGUGCAGGAAAUGUUUUUCGCUGAAGUCAGUUCUUGUUAGACAUCAGAGAUUGCACACAGGGAAGAAGCCAUAUUUUUGCCCGGAGUGCAGUAAAUGUUUUCUACACAAAUCAGGCCUUGCAAUACAUCAGAGAUCUCACACAAUGGAGAAGCCGUAUUCCUGCUGUGAGUGCGGAAAAUGUUUUGCAUGGAAAUCAAAACUUGUUUUACAUCAGAAAUUUCACACUGGAGAGAAACCAUAUUCCUGCUCCAAGUGUGGAAAAGGUUUUACACAGAGAUCAGACCUUGUUAAACAUCACAGAUCUCACAGAGGGGUGUAGGGAGAGGUCGAAUAUUCCUGAGUUCCUUGCUCCUAAGUUUUGAAUGCUAAUCUGGAUCCCAUUGAAGUCAAUGAAAGCAGAAUCUUUGAAAUCAAUUUAGUCCAUUUCUAAGACUAAAGGGCAAGACAUUGUCAAAGGGCAUGGGGAGCUUGGCACUGCCCUGGGGGAUAUGGAGAUGUAUAGCAGAAAACUACAGACCAGUCAGCCUAACAUCAAUAGAAUGUAAGGUAUUUCAGGGAAUGGUAAGGGACUCUAUACAGAAAAUUUUCUGUGAUAAAAGAAUAAUAAGUGACAUCAGAUGUAGAUUUAUGAAAGCCUGUUCUUGUCAGACCAACCAGUAAUUAUUCUUUGAAGAAGGAAGUGAGAAAUGGUGGAAGUCCAGUGGACGGAGGUUAUCUAGAUGUUGUACCUCCAUAAACAUUUAUUUUAUAAAAUUAAAAUCUGUUGGAGUUAAUGAAAUUUAUGUACACGGAUUUAAAACUGUUUACAUAAACGGGUCCUGAGAGUAGUGAUAAAUUACUCAUUCUCUGGAUGGUGGGCCCAGGAGUUCUGUCUUGGGGCCAAUGCUCUACAAUUCGUUUUUUAAUGAUAUAGAAGUUAGCAUCAAGAGCUCAAUUUAGGUGAUUGCUGAUAAUACCUGUUGGACCUCCGCUAUGAGGAUUGAUUACAAUUAUUCACUCUGGAGAGGAGAC